Messenger RNA from Helianthus annuus (common sunflower), 807 nucleotides. Its product is annotated as F-box/LRR-repeat protein At4g29420-like. NCBI's taxonomy places the organism in Eukaryota, Viridiplantae, Streptophyta, Magnoliopsida, Asterales, Asteraceae. The coding region runs from base 1 to 807 and encodes 268 amino acids. The record is from RefSeq and is a predicted model, not a curated record. The transcript has 3 exons.
AUGGAAACGGUUGAAUCGGUGAGUACCAGCCACGGCUUCGGAUAUCUCGUUGAUCAUAAUAUCUGCCUCACCUACGAGGAAUUUGUUGAGGAGUGCCUGGCUAGGGUUUCCCAAUCGUUGAAAUCGCUUUCAUUGUUUGGUUUUCCUUUUUUCCGGUAUAACUCGAACAUUUUGCUGCUGAUUUCUGAAUAUUGUCAUAAUCUUGUUAGCUUAAAGCUGCACUCUGGAUGGCUUUAUGUGGACAAUAUGAAUCCUAUGCCAAUGCUAACAACUUUGACUCUUGAAUCUCUAAGAUUAGAAGACAAACACUUAAACCAGUUGAACAAGUGUUUCCCCAAUCUUCAGCUCCUUUCAGAAUUCGCAAUCACAAAAACAGUAAAAAAUCUGACACUGGAUUCAGGAAACACGAAACCAACAGACAAUAGAGAUUCAAAGUUAACCAUAGGGAAGGUGUUCAUGGUUUUCCCGAACGUGAGUUCUCUAUGUCUUAAAUCAAGUGCUUGGUUAGAAGUAGAAGCUUCUAUGAACCAAGAAGGUUGGGGGUCUUUGGAUGGAAGAAAAGGAUUGAAAAGGAUAUGUGCAUAUUUGAAGUUAGGUGACCCCUCAUGGACUUUCUCAUCUGUUGCUUGUAUGUUGGACCAAUGCGUUGGCUUAUCAGAGGUCUCGUUGCUCGUCCAUGUGCGUCAUGUGGGUAAUGUGUGUCAUAAUUUCAUGUCAAACUGCAUCGCUCGUUGGCCUAGGUUGAAGUGGCGAUGGGGAAUAUGGAGUGAUGAAAUCCUGAAAGAUAUUUGGAUAAAGAUCCUUUAA